Messenger RNA from Osmia bicornis bicornis, 797 nucleotides. RefSeq lists its product as uncharacterized. NCBI's taxonomy places the organism in Eukaryota, Metazoa, Arthropoda, Insecta, Hymenoptera, Megachilidae. The record is from RefSeq and is a predicted model, not a curated record. Gene Ontology annotation, cellular component: extracellular region. Gene Ontology annotation, molecular function: hormone activity. Bases 116 to 553 code for a protein of 145 amino acids. The transcript is spliced from 3 exons.
CUGAAUCAUUCGACAGGAUACGGAGAAUCAUACGUUGGAACGGAUUGAUUUAUCGAAUUCUCAAACGUGAUUUUCUUGAUUGAUCGCUAACAAGAGCCGAUUAUCGCUAAUAAAAAUGCAAUCCACACGCACUACGAAUACCAUCUAUAUGUUCGUCGUUCUGUUGACUUUUGGAAUGGCGAUUAUUCACGGCGAACCGCAACCAAUGGCUAAACCGACGCUUCCGGGAGAAUUUAAGAGUGCAGAAGAAUUAAGUAGAUACAUUAAUCACGUGAUAGACUACUACACGCUUAGCGGGAGAGCCAGGUAUGGAAAAAGGGGAAGCAUUCCGUUCUCUGAAUCGGAUACUAAUGAUGGAUGGGAUACGGUGAGAACAAUCCUGGAGAUUCCACAAUCAUCGCAACGAACGAAAUUCGAGAAACGAAAGCAAGAAGAGAAUCGAUUCAUUCGCGAACUCGAGAACUCGAACAAUAAAAAGCACUCUUCAAGGAUCGAUGUCCGACCAUGUCAUACGCUAGACAUAGUUGAACGAUACUAUGGUGAUGUGCAAUAAAAUGAUUGUAUGUAUUCUUGUAUUUCUAGCGUACACACACCUCUCUGCCACUGAACGCACGAUUGUAUUUUCCAUUUGGAUUUCUUUGUCAGCAUUAGCUCGUGGACAAUUGAUUUUGGAUUUGGGAAGAUGAGCGGAUCAGAACUUUUGCAAUCAAAACGUAAAUGGAAAAUGAACGUUCAUUGUUUCACUGAGUUCUCUGCGAAACAAGAUUUACAAUAAAAAAAAAAAUAAAUAAAUUAUA